AUGUCAACUUCAUCAACCACACGUGUGCGAAUUCGUGAGUUACUACCGAGGCUUCAACUUGGUCGGUAUCAACCUGGUCUUCUUAACUCUAUUACUGACGUUCCUGGUAUCCUAGUAAAUACAGAGUCGAUUAUUCUGCCAGCUUCCACAUCACACAAGGAAAUCAACACUGGAGUGACUACAAUCCUCCCUCGUAAAGAUUGGUUCAAUAAAGCAUGCUACGCCGGCUACUUCCGCUUCAAUGGAUCUGGUGAAAUGACAGGAAGUCAUUGGCUCGACGAGACUGGACUCCUGAAUUCACCUAUCAUCAUCACAAACUCAUUUGCUGUCGGACCUUGCUACACUGGAAUCUACGAAUAUGCUAUUCGCGAAUAUAAGAACGAACAAGGACUUUGUGAUUGGUUUCUGUUACCUGUUGUUGCGGAAACCUGUGACACUGCUCUUAAUGAUGUUACUGCAUUUCCGAUCAAACCAGAACAUGUUGUCCGUGGAAUUGAUAGUGCUUCGAGCGAUGCAGUUAAGGAGGGUAAUACCGGUGGUGGUACCGGUAUGUGGUGUCACGGUUUCAAGGGUGGAACUGGAUGCUCGAGUCGCGUCAUUAUGGGCACUGUGACUGAUGUCGAUAAGAAUGAAAAGUUGGUACAAUAUAUUGUCGGUGUCUUGGUCCAAUGCAAUUACGGCGCACAGCGAGAUUUUCGAAUUACAGGUGUUCCUAUAGGACAAAUGAUUAUUGCUGAAACAGAAGAUGCAGUUAAAAGUAAACAGAUGCCGGAAGCAAUUGAAUCGAAUAAAGACGGUAGCAUCAUCGUCGUCAUUGCUACAGACGCGCCCCUUAGUUCAACACAAUUACAGCGUCUAGCAAAACGUGCGACUGUUGGUCUAUCGCGAGUAGGUGGCUGGGGUUCGAAUAGUUCUGGUGAUAUCUUCAUUGCCUUUUCCACGGCACAUGAGAUCCCACGAGCUCCAAAGUUCUCCUGGAAUCCAACUGUUUCUCAAACCAUUCCAAUCAUAGAGGAUCCGUCAAUCAAUGCCUUAUUUGAAGCUACGGCAGAUGCUGUGGAGGAAGCGAUCUACAAUGCGUUGUGCAUGGCAGAGGACAUGACUGGACCAAUGGGAUUUGAGGUCAAGGCGAUGGAUUUGGAAAAAGUAAAGCAACUGAUGGAAAAAUAUUUGUAA
Messenger RNA from Adineta steineri, 1176 nucleotides. The record is from the annotation of a GenBank genome assembly. NCBI's taxonomy places the organism in Eukaryota, Metazoa, Rotifera, Eurotatoria, Adinetida, Adinetidae.